CUAAAGCCAACAUAUGCUCAGUACUUAAAAUUACAAAAAAGCAAAUCCCUAAAUUCUCAAUUAAAUCACUUUUGUGGGGUCCACUUCAAACAUUCUGGCCCCACUUCUUUAGAAACUUGCAAAUAAACCCUACUCGCGUAAAUCUCACUCUCUUCUUCUUUCUCUCUCUCUUCAUCAAGCUGAACCAAAAUCCUAAAUUUUCCCCUUUUUUCUUGUAGAGGGAAGAAGUUAAUCAUUGAAUUUAGUGAUUGUUUUGUAUAUUUAUCAUGUUAAUUUUACUGGGUAAUUAAUAUUUUUGGGUUUUAUUGGUUUUUUUGUGUUGCUUUUGUGAAUAGCUUUGAUCUGAUGUUGAUUUUGUUGUGAAAAUGGGUAUUCUUGGAGUUUUUUGGAGUUAAAGUGAAAGUGGGUGUUGUUGGAGUUUUUGGAAGAUAAAGUUAAAGUGGGUAUUGUUGGAGUUUUUGGGAGAUGAAUAAAGAAAGGCCUGAACCUUUGGAUUUCUUCAUUUGGACUGUUGAGGAUGUUGGUAUGUGGUUAGAAGAAAUUAAUCUUGGCAGCUACCGCCAAACAUUUAAGGAAAAUGGUGUUAAUGGCGAGUACUUGGAGGGAAUGUCGAUGUUUACAACUGAGCAGAUACUUAGAUUUAUUAGGCGCUGUCACAUGAAAUGGGGGGAUUUCAUCACACUUUGCAAGGAAUUGAGGCGAAUAAAAGUGGCGUGCUUGAAAGGAGAGCAAAAGGUUCGUCGACCAUGGUGGGCGCCUUCCUGUUUGUCUGUAGUGUAUGUGAAGGCAGCCAAGCGCAACAGACAGUCACGUGUUGUAUCAUUGAAGCUCGAACCAUGAUAGUCGAGGGUACAUCUUGUACGUAUAUUUACAGUUUUGUUUAGUGUAAAAGUAUGAAGAAACGAGGAAAACUCACAAAUGUUGUAAAAUGCCAAUGAUUUGUAGCUGUACGAUUUGUAUGUAUCUAAAGAAGAAUGAUGUUUGGACGUUCGUUGCAAAGCUUCUCGCUAAGCAAUUUGAGCUCACUAAGAAAACUAGAUACUGCUUCUGCCGUCCGUAUCUCAAUGCAUUGCUUAGGCCUUAGGUCAUAUAAUGCGUGUUAGACCCGUCAAAACGAUUAGUCGGACUUUUUUUGAAUCCAUAUGUUUGGCUCAAUGGGUCAAUAAUUUUUAUUUA
Molecule: messenger RNA, 1176 nt
Organism: Amaranthus tricolor (Joseph's coat)
Lineage: Eukaryota; Viridiplantae; Streptophyta; Magnoliopsida; Caryophyllales; Amaranthaceae
Exons: 5
Coding region: 466-840 (124 amino acids)
Molecular function (GO): protein binding
Source: RefSeq, a predicted model, not a curated record